AUGGAUUACAUGAGCUCAAACGCCUUCUGCAUUCUACUCAUACUCAUACUUCAAAGGCAUGCAAUAGCGUCGAGGAGUGAACAGUCGCUCACAGAGCAGUCAGUUCAGCACAAAGGGGUCUGGAUAAAUAAGGGUUUGAUGUAUUCGCUCUGCGUCUCAUUACAAUUCGACAGGCGACAUUGCGCCAACUUUAGCCUUGUUCAGCGUCCGGUGGCAAAAAACCGGUUACUUCGCCCUGACUGUGCCUUUCUCAUGAAUCGACUCAAGUGCUCCCUGUACAAACUCAACUGUCCAUCCCAUCCAGAUUUCUCAUUUCAGGUGAGUUCUUACAGUAACACUGGUGGGCUCUCGAUGUAUGAUAUCCCGUGCCAGAGUUCAUGUCAUGUCACGGUGGAUAUCUGCGGCACGCAGGCGGUCAGCUCUCAGGAUUUUACUGGCCACUGGCAGGCCUACCCAAAGCGCUCAUCAUCGCUCUAUUUAUCGAGCACACCGAGCUCCACAGUCCACCUUCGUCCUACGCUAGGCGUUGCACCACCAACGUGGCAACAGCGUUCAACCCCCCCAUCGGGCCAGUCGGUGUGGCCAUGGCGUCCCUACGUACCCUCCAUCCCCCAUAGGCGAGCGCCUCGUGCCUCUUACCAAACAGUUGGAAAUAGUGGCAGUGGCGAUCGGGUUGAAGACGAAAAUGAGGGAGGGACCUGGUAUCUGCGCCAUGAGGACUGUCGCCUAUUGCCCUCUGGUGGAUGCGAUGAUUGGGCUAGGAAGCUUGUCAAACACCAUCGCUACUACACUCGAGAUUAUGCUUCGGAAACACGCCAGAAUUCAGGGUGUCCCAGAAAUUUCGAAGCUACUUGUGAAAAAAUGUUUCCUCAAAAUUUCAACAAAAAUGACUGGAAACAGGGUAACUUUACAGUAGCCCUCAUAAUGCGAAUUAGCCAGACCUUUUGGUGGUUUGGAAAGUCCGACCGGUUUCAAUCGUUUUUUCGAUUCAAUGUUAAACGUACUUUGAAGUCGGACAUCGUGGAGUACAACGACAAAAUUAUUCUCACCAACGCCUGGCCAAGCACUUGCGCUUGUCCCAACAAGUUGGUGGUCGGUAAGAAGUAUCUCCUCCUGACGCACUCUCGGAUCUCUCGUCAAAGUCUGAGGAUCUCAACAGAGAGCGUCUUCUUAGAGAAACCCAAGAAGUAUAUGCGACUUAUUUUGCCCUCUGAUCACUCCAGCAUAGGUGAUGCUGGAUGGGAUCGUGCCCACGCCAGGGUUCCAGGAAUGGAAGAUAUGGUCAAAGUCGUUGGAAUUGGCGUUGGCAAAACAGAAGGCACUAAUGAGAGAACCGCAAUUCUGCAAAAACUCUCCUUCGGACGCGCGUUUGGAAUGGGCUAUUUCUCCGUAUUGGCUCUACCCCUCUUUUCGGAUGCGAUCUAUACAUGCAUGUGUAUGUACCCAUAUAUACACACAUCUAUACAUGUAUCCAUAAUGAAUUACGAUCAACAAGGUGCACAAGUCAUCGAAUUUUUGUUAUUGUUGAUCGUUGGCAGCAGUUCAUCCAGUUGA
Hydatigera taeniaeformis is the source of this 1554-nucleotide messenger RNA. The record is from the annotation of a GenBank genome assembly. Lineage: Eukaryota; Metazoa; Platyhelminthes; Cestoda; Cyclophyllidea; Taeniidae.